AUGGACUGGUUCUAUGGCUCUCUUCUGUCUCUCUUUGUAAUCUUCGUCUCUCUAACACUUGGAUUCCUAUGCCACAAGAAAAACCCAACCGAAAACCUCGAGCCACCGGGCAGAACUGGAUGGCCAUUUCUAGGGGAGACCUUGGAGUUUCUUUCCACCGGUUGGAAUGGUCAUCCUGAAAAAUUCGUAUUUGAUCGAAUGGCAAGAUACUCCUCCAAUGUCUUCAAGACCUCGUUAUUAGGAUCAGAGGCAGCAGUCUUUUGUGGGCCUGCAGGCAACAAGUUCUUGUUCUCAAACGAGUAUAAACUCGUAAGGAUGUGGGUUCCGGAGUCCAUAAAGAAGUUGUUCCCUUCCAAAUCAAGCGCGGCUGAAGAAGCCAUGAAGAUGAGGAAAUCUUUCCCAGUUUUCCUGAAACCCGAGGCUUUGCAGAAAUACGUAGGUGUAAUGGAUGAUAUCACCGGAAAACACUUCUCAACUUCGUGGGAAAACCACCAAGUUGUCGCUGUUUACCCUCUUAUUAAACGCUUUGCCUUUGUGAUCGCUUCUCGGUUGUUUAUUAGCGUUGAAAACCCUGAUCACAUUGCGAGAUUUGCAGCCCCUUUCGACAGGUUGGUUUCGGGGAUAUUUUCGAUCCCUAUAGACUUCCCAGGAACGCAAUUCAACAAAGCUAUUAAGGCUUCAAAGCAUAUAAGAAAGGAGUUGAUCGAUAUAAUCGUGCAAAGAAAGAGUGAUUUGGGAGAGGGGAAGGCUUCUCCUAAACAAGAUGUUUUGUCACAUAUGCUGGUCACAAAUGGUGAUGGAGAGGAUGCUAUGACAGAUUCAGAUAUUGCCAAUAAGUUGAUAGCUUUGUUGCUUGGUGGACAUGAUACUAUUGCUAGUACAUGCACCUCCAUUGUUAGAUAUCUUGCUGAGCUUCCCCACAUUUAUGAAGGAGUUUACAAAGAACAAAUGGAAGUUGCAAAGUCAAAAGGCCCAGGUGAAGUAUUAAACUGGGAAGACUUACAGAAGAUGAAAUAUUCAUGGAGUGUAGCAUCUGAAGUGUUGAGGCUUUCCCCUCCUUUCCAAGGAACUUUCAGAGAAGCUCUCACUGAUUUCACCUUCAAUGGCUUCUUUAUUCCAAAGGGAUGGAAGAUAUACUGGAGCACGAAUGGUGUACACAGAAACUCUGUGUUCUUCCCGGAUCCCCUGAAAUUUGACCCGACAAGAUUCGAGGGAGGUGGACCAGCUCCAUACACAUACGUACCGUUUGGUGGAGGAGCUCGGAUGUGUCCUGGAAAAGAGUUUGCUCGAUUGGAGAUACUGGUUUUCAUGCAUCACAUAGUGAAAAGGUUUCGAUGGCAGAAAAUCAUUCCUGAUGAAAAGAUCAUCGUCGAUCCAAUGCCUGUUCCUGCUGAAGGCCUGCCCGUUCGUCUCUAUCCACAUAAGAUGUAA
Messenger RNA from Cynara cardunculus var. scolymus (artichoke), 1431 nucleotides. RefSeq names its product beta-amyrin 28-oxidase-like. The coding region runs from base 1 to 1431 and encodes 476 amino acids. NCBI's taxonomy places the organism in Eukaryota, Viridiplantae, Streptophyta, Magnoliopsida, Asterales, Asteraceae. The transcript has 3 exons. Gene Ontology annotation, molecular function: oxidoreductase activity, acting on paired donors, with incorporation or reduction of molecular oxygen; heme binding; iron ion binding. Gene Ontology annotation, biological process: sterol metabolic process. The record is from RefSeq and is a predicted model, not a curated record.